AAAAGUCACCCUUAGAAAUGGCUUCACCUUAUAAUAUGACGCAAACGAGAGGUGUAGUUGGGCAUGGAAGAUGGCGAGUGUGGAAACCGCUGCGGAACAUGAACGAAUUUUACGGGAGAUUGAAAGUACUGACACUAAUUGUAUUGGACCCACUCUACGGUCCGUCUACGAUGGCCGCGCACACGGACUCUUCGUGGAGAAUUUGGAGGGGAGGAUACGGAACCAUGACCGUGAGAUCGAGAAGAUGUGCAACCACCACUUCCAGGGCUUUGUGGACUCCAUCACUGAGCUGCUGAAAGUGCGUGGGGAGGCCCAGAAGCUAAAGAGUCAGGUGACCGAGACCAACACAAAGCUCCAGGAUGACGGAAAGGAGAUCCUUACCACCAUGGACGAGCUGAUGCAGUGUCGGAUACAGCAGAGAAACAUCGUCACCACCAUUGAGAAACUCACACGCUGCCUGCCUGUAUUGCAGAUGUAUAGCAAGCUACAAGAACAGAUGAAGGCCAAACGGUACUAUCCAGCACUGCGGACGUUGGAGCAUCUGGAGCAGAGCUGUCUUCCGCAGGCAGGAGAGUACCGCUUUUGCGCCAUCAUGGCCGAGAACAUCCCACGCUUGCGUGUCAACAUCCGAGACGUGUCCAUGUCGGACCUCAAGGACUUCCUGGAGAGCAUUCGGAAACACUCGGACAAGAUCGGAGGGGCGGCGAUGAAACAGGCCCAGAACCAGCGCUCCCUGAACAGUGCAGGUAUGCAGCAGCAGCAGCAGAGAGGAGGCAGCGGGAGGCGUGUCCGGAAGGAUCCGCCCAGCUCCGAGCUCGAGGGCCAGAGCGACAGCCCCCUCUCCGAGCAGGACUCCGGCAUCCUGGAUGUGGAGGACGAGGAGGACGAUGAAGAGGAGGAGGAGGUGCCUGGUGCGCAGGAACUAGUUGACUACUCUCCUGUCUACCGCUGUCUGCACAUUUACACAGUCCUGGGUGCCAGGGACACGUUUGAGAACUACUACAGGAAGCAGAGGAGGAAACAGGCACGGCUAGUGCUCCAGCCACACUCCAACAUGCAUGAGACCCUGGAGGGCUACAGGAGGUACUUCAAUCAAAUUGUGGGGUUCUUUGUUGUGGAGGAUCAGGUCCUCCACACGACCCAGGGGCUGGUGAACAGGGCGUACCUAGAGGAGCUGUGGGACCUGGCCCUGUCCAAGACCAUCGCAGCGCUGCGCACACACUCAUCUUACUGCACCGAUCCUGACCUGGUACUGGACCUGAAGAACCUCAUCGUGCUCUUCGCAGACACACUACAGGGUUAUGGUUUCACCGUAAACCAGUUGUUUGACAUGCUGCUGGAGAUGAGAGACCAGUACGGCGAGAUCUUGCUGAAGAAAUGGGCCUUGUCCUUCAGGCAAAUCCUGGACCUGGACAAUUACAGCCCCAUCCCAGUGGCCACUCCAGAGGAGUAUCACAGCAUCACCAGUCAGUUCCCCUUCCAGGACCCAGAGUUGGACAAGACUCCCUUUCCUAAGAAGCUGCCCUUCUCAGAGUUUGUGCCUCGAGUUUACAGCCAGCUCAAGGAGUUCAUCUACGCCUGUCUGAAGUUUUCUGAGGACCUACACCUCAGCUCAACAGAGAUUGAUGACAUGAUCCGCAAGUCCACCAACCUGCUGCUCACGAGGACUCUCAGCAACUGCCUUCAGUACGCCAUCAAGAAGAAGAAUGUGGGACUAGCAGAGCUGGUCCAGAUCAUCAUCAACACCACACACCUGGAGCAGUCCUGCCACUACCUGGAGGAGUUCAUCUCUAACAUCACCAACGUGCCGCCCGACACCAUGAACGCCACCAAGCUCUACGGCACCUCCACCUUUAAGGACGCACGGCAUACGGCUGAGGCGGGGAUCUACACUAAACUCAACCACAAGAUCGAUCAGUUCCUGCAGCUGGCUGAUUAUGAUUGGAUGGCGGUGCAGGGGGCGGGCCAGGCCAGCGACUACCUGAGCGACCUCAUCGCCUUCCUCUGCAGCACCUUCUCCGUCUUCACCCAUCUGCCCGGGAAGGCCAUUGAGCACGGCACCCUUCCGGGUAAGGUGGCUCAGACGGCCUGCAUGUCAGCCUGUAAGCACCUCUCCACCUCCCUGCUGCAGCAGCUGCUGGAGCCCGACGUCAGGCAGGUGUCCAUGGGGGCGCUGCAGCAGCUGAACGUAGACGUCAAGGAGUGCGAGCGGUUUGCCAGGGCGGGCCCAGUGCCUGGCUUCCAGGGGGACACACUGCUGCUCGCCUUCAUCGACUUGAGACAACUCCUCGAUCUCUUCACCCAGUGGGACUGGUCCACGUACCUGGCAGACUACGGGCGCCCCACCUGCAAGUACCUGCGGGUCAACCCACACACGGCCCUGGCUCUGCUGGAGAAGAUCUCUCGAGCAAUGAAGGACACCAGCCGGAAGAACAACAUGUUCUCACAGUUCCGCAAGAACGAGCGAGACAAGCAGAAGCUCAUCGACACCGUGGUCAAGCAGCUGAGGAACCUCAUCGCCUCCCAUCAGUCCUGAGAAUGCCCUCUCAUUGGCAGUCGGGUGUCAGCUGACACACUCCAGCCUCUCCUCAUAGGUCACCUCUGCCAUCACCCUCCCCCAGUGGGAAGCAUGACCCUAACGUACAGAUGCCUGUCACAGAACCAUCACAGUUGCUCAUCUUUUAUAAGUAUAUUUGCUUUAUUCUGAAGUGCCACCUGCUUUUUCUUAAGCAUGUCUUCCCCUCGCAAGGCUCCCUGAAACAGAAUGCCUUUAAACUCCAACCAGAAGGGAGAUGCUCUUUUCUUUUUUUUUUUUUUGUAUCUUCCUCUGAAUUCCCGUCUUCCAAUAGGAUUUGUUCCAAGCACAGAGAGGGAUGUGGAUGCAGUUUGAUCCCCUCCACAGAACAGACUGGUUGGGAUGGAUGUGCAGAGUGCCACAUCUCCCAGCCACACAAAGUGUGUUCAGAAAGAUGCUGGACGAUACUUUACCCAUUGCACACAUUCAACUUUGCUGAGCUGGUACAGUCGUUACUGAUGCCUGUGUGGUUUUUUUUACAACUGUUGAAAGACUUAAGUUUGUAAAGAGUCAGAUGAUUGGACUACGAGCAGUUUAGUCGUCUCAUACCCUGUGGUCAGUGCACAGCGGUUUCUCACCUGAUGGAACUGGAACACUGAUUGUACUAGCCAAGAUAACCAUAGGAAGCUUUUAGUGGGCCGCAGCCGGGGAAGGUGUAUUUCUUGAGAAGGAGGAGAAGGAGGGGUUGAGUUUAUGGUAAAGAUGAGUGCCACAGCGUUAGUGUUUGCCUUAAUCCUUUGUCAUGCUUGACAUGCCUCUCCUUGUCUUGCCGUUACAAAUAUAGCCUGCGUAACUAUUGUGUAGACGCCUUUUAAUAUCUAGGGUUGUGAGACAGUUAGUGUAGCCACUGAAUACAAAGGGUCUAGUCUUCCAUAAACAUGUGAGGGUGUGUGUGUGUGUGUGUGUGUGUGUGUGUGUGUGUGUGUGUGUGUGUGUGUGUGUGUGUGUGUGUGUGUGUGUGUGUGUGUGUGUGUGUGUGUGUGUGUGUGUGUGUGUGUGUGUGUGUGUACGCUUUUGAACAGUUGAGCAUUUGUACAAAACCUUCAUUAUGUAAAGGGUGGGUUCUUUUUGUCAUUUUAAUCUUUUCCUGGUCAAUAGGUGCAAUACUAUUUCAGAGUGGUUUUUGAGUCCAAAAGAAGUCAAGGCUGUGGAUGUCUUAUCUAAAUUUGGGCAGUCAGAAAAGGUCUAAUCCACUCCAUGGGGUUGGUUAAGACAUCAUUCAAAUGUUACAGCUCUGUGUAACAAGCUUGUACAAGUGGUGACUCUACACUCAAACAAAGGGAUACAGAUUGGUUGAAAGAUACAAAAGGGAAGAUGUCCUUGUCCUUUCAGCUUUAAAGGGACAAGAUGUGUCAUGUUGAGAUUUUAUAGGAGUGUGUGUGUGUGUGUGUGUGUGUGUGCUUGUGUAUGUGUAUGUGUGUGUUUGCAAGACCAAUUGAUAAUUUAGGUGUAUUCUGCAUCCAACUGGAGUUUUGAGGAAAAGACACACUGUUGUACUUGUGUGUGUUUGCGUGUGUGUCAAAGUUGUGCUUCUUUUGGGCCCCAGUCAGAGCUGAUGCGCGGGCGAAGACAGAGGGCUUGCUGUCGUGAGAGCCUUGGGUUUGAAAUGAAACUGUUUGGAUGGGGUUCUCUGUCGACAGACAGACACUGCCGCACUAUACACUUGUGUUGUGUUCAACCACUAAUGGAUAAUUCUGCAAUACUAAUAAAGCUUAAAAACAUGGCCAAGAGCAAUACUGAAUAAAUCAACCAAACUGAAAA
This is a messenger RNA of Clupea harengus (Atlantic herring), 4336 nucleotides long. It is a transcript of the gene exoc6b, whose product is annotated as exocyst complex component 6B. Gene Ontology annotation, biological process: Golgi to plasma membrane transport; exocytosis; intracellular protein transport. The record is from RefSeq and is a predicted model, not a curated record. NCBI's taxonomy places the organism in Eukaryota, Metazoa, Chordata, Actinopteri, Clupeiformes, Clupeidae. The transcript has 24 exons. Bases 71 to 2536 code for a protein of 821 amino acids. Gene Ontology annotation, cellular component: membrane; exocyst.